UGCACCCUCGGCUCCACACCUGGCAGGGUCCCAUCUCACCCCGCAGCGUGCCCCUGCCAUGUGUGGCAGCUGAGCCUGGAGCCCACGCAGGGAAAAAAGGAGACUGAGACUGGGAAGGAGACGUGUUGGUCAUCCUGGCUUAGCAAUGGCAGUGGCAGCCAGAAAAGGCAGGGUGACGGACUCCCUGCUUGCCAGUAGCCCUGUGGCCAUCAUCACCACAGCUGAGCCAGGACUCCUGGGCAGCUGGCUUAGCCGGAUCCCACUACCCAAAUGGGUGCUCAUUGCUGUGGCUGUGGCAGUGGCAGUUCUCCUCCUCCUCUUCCUCAUCUGCAUCGUCAGGUGCUGCUGUUGCAAGAAGAAGCCCAAGAAGAAGGAAAGAGUCAGCUUGCACGCCGUCAGUGGCUCCAGCACAGCCUGCCUUGUCCAGCCUGAGAUUGAAGACCUGGAGCAGGGCGUGGAGCAGAAGGCGCAAGGAAAGCUGCAGUACUCCCUGGAGUACAACUUCCGUGCGCAGGAGCUGAAAGUCGGUGUGAAGCAGGCAGCUGAGCUGAAGGCCAUGGACAGUGGAGGCACAUCUGACCCGUAUGUGAUCAUCUACCUAACGUCUGAUAUGAAGAAGAAGUACGAGACCAAAGUUUACCGCAAGACCCUGAACCCUGUCUUCAAUGAGAGCUUCAUUUUCCAGGUACCCCAGGCAGAGGUGCCUGAAUCUACACUGGUGAUGAAGGUCUAUGACUUCAAUCGCUUCACCAAGCAUGACAUCAUUGGCGAGGUCCGGCUGCCCCUGGCCAGUGUCAGCCUGCAGCAUGUCAUCGAGCAGUGGAGUGACCUGGUGGCGGCCAGUAAAGUGGAGGAAGAGCAGCUGGGUGAGAUCUGCUUCUCGCUGCGCUACGUCCCUAGCACUGGCAAACUAACAGUGCUCAUCCUGGAAGCCAAGAAGCUGAAGCGGAUGGACUCCCAUGGGCUCUCAGAUCCUUUUGUCAAGGUGCAUCUCAUCCUGAACAGGAAGAAAUGGAAGAAGAAAAAGACAAGUGUGAAAAAAAACACCUUAAGCCCUUACUUCAAUGAGGUGUUUGUUUUUGAGGUGCCUUUCAGUCAGAUCCAGAACGUGGAAGUUGUCAUCUCUGUCUGGGAUCAUGAUAAAGUAACCAAGAACGAGCCCAUCGGCAAACUCUUCCUGGGAUGCCGGGCCACGGGCAACCAGCUGCGGCACUGGUCUGACAUGCUCUCCAACCCACGCCGGCCCCUCACCCAGUGGCACAGCCUGCAGCCCCCAGAUGUGGUUGACAAAGCCCUGGGGCUGAAUUCCCACCUCAAGCUGUCCCUGUCCCCCAGAUAGUGGGGGGUUUCCUCCUCCACACAGAGGGCAGGACAGAGGGCUUGCGGAGGGAUGAGGAGCUUCUGCUCAGCGGCGUCUAGAUGUGUUCAUCCCAGCUCAAUGUCUGCAAAGAGAGGACUGGGGGCUCCUUUUGGCCAAGAGAUGAGCUGCCUGCUGGUGCAGCUCAUGCCCUGUGUAAUGUCUGGAGUGGAGCAGCUCGGCACCCCAGGGCAAGGCUGGACACAGAGCAGAGGAUGCUAGAAGGGACAGUGUGGGUGCAGGAGCCAGCUCAUCCCAGCCGCUCUUGGGCUGGGGGGACAAAUACACGGAGCUUCAAGGUCAUGCAAAAACACUGAGUCCAUUGAUAUUUUAAAAGAGGGGAUUAACAUGCCAGCAGCAUG
Messenger RNA from Phalacrocorax carbo (great cormorant), 1719 nucleotides. Lineage: Eukaryota; Metazoa; Chordata; Aves; Suliformes; Phalacrocoracidae. The record is from RefSeq and is a predicted model, not a curated record.